AUGCUCAUAUUUGGAAAAACUCUCAAAAUAUCACAGCAUCUGCAAGAGCUUCAUAAUAGAGGAGAGGCUGUCUGGUUUCUUGGUGAUUCUGGAUAUCCAUUAAGACCUUGGCUUUUAACUCCAAUUGUAAAUGCUAAACCUGGUAGUGCAUAUGAGCAUUACACUAAUAUGCACUGUCUCACAAGAAACACUGUGGAAUGGUGCAUAGGAGUCUUAAAAGCACGUUGGAGAUGUUUACUGGCACAUAGGGUACUGCAUUAUAACCAUCACAUGGUGGCUAAAAUUAUAAAUGCCUGUGCUGUCUUGCACAACAUCUGCAACAGACAUCGACUGCCUGUACCUCAAUUGCCAAGCUCUGACAUACUGGAAGACCAGAAUAAUCAAAUUCCUCAGCAACCACUGCAGGGUGUCGGGGUUGGUGCAGAACAACAGCUCUUAGCUAGUGGUCGGCAACAAAGAGAAUUUAUUGUGCAACGAUUAUGGUCUGCUCCCAGGCCAUAG
Messenger RNA from Parnassius apollo (apollo), 501 nucleotides. Lineage: Eukaryota; Metazoa; Arthropoda; Insecta; Lepidoptera; Papilionidae. The record is from the annotation of a GenBank genome assembly.